AUGGGUGGUUCGGUGUCCUGCUGCAUCUCUCGGAGUGAGAGGCCCAAGAACGACGAGAAAGGAGUGGAGUUAGAGGAAUGUCCUUUUACUACAGAGGAUGUGAGUGAGGACACUGGGACCUACAUACAACACAUCAGUGACAGAGAACUCCCUGAUGAGCUGGCCCAAGAGACCAACCCAUCAGACCACCCAAGAGCCAGCACCCUCUUCCUCAACAAAUCUCAGACUGAUGUGCGCGAGAAAAGGAAAAGCAUCUACAUAAACCAUACGUCCCCUGGUCUUCUGACAAGGAAGUACAGCUCCUGCUCGACGAUCUUUCUCGAUGACAGCACUGUCAGCCAGCCCAACCUUAAGACCACCAUUAAAUGUGUGGCCUUGGCCAUAUACUACCACAUAAAAAACAGAGAUUCCAGUCGCUCACUGGACAUAUUUGAUGAGAAGAAACACCCACUCUCGCAUGAGAAGGUUGCAGAUGAUUACUAUGCUGUGAACCCCGAGCACAGGCUCAUUUACCGCUUCAUACGCACUCUGUUCAGCUCUGCACAGCUUACUGCUGAGUGUGCCAUCGUGACACUGGUGUACCUGGAGAGACUGCUAACUUAUGCAGAGAUGGACAUCUGUCCUUCUAACUGGAAGCGCAUCGUCCUAGGUGCCAUACUGCUGGCCUCUAAAGUCUGGGAUGACCAAGCAGUAUGGAACGUUGACUACUGCCAGAUCCUUAAAGACAUCACUGUAGAAGACGUGAAUGAGAUGGAGCGAAACUUCCUUGAGUUGCUCCAGUUCAACAUCAAUGUCCCGGCUAGUGUCUACGCCAAAUACUACUUUGACUUGCGCUCGUUGGCUGAUGACAACAACUUUGGUUUCCCACUGGAACCGCUCAGCAACAAACAGGCCAAAAAGCUGGAGGCCAUCUCCAGGCUUUGUGAGGACCAGAACAAGGAUCUGAACAAAUCUUCUUUGCGCAGGUCUGCGAGUGCAGACAACUUGACUGCUAUCAACACAAAGGCAGUGCUGUCAUAA
Molecule: messenger RNA, 1020 nt
Organism: Nerophis lumbriciformis (worm pipefish)
Lineage: Eukaryota; Metazoa; Chordata; Actinopteri; Syngnathiformes; Syngnathidae
Source: RefSeq, a predicted model, not a curated record